Messenger RNA from Aspergillus glaucus CBS 516.65, 918 nucleotides. RefSeq names its product DUF3632 domain-containing protein. The coding region runs from base 1 to 918 and encodes 305 amino acids. The transcript is spliced from 2 exons. The record is from RefSeq and is a predicted model, not a curated record. Lineage: Eukaryota; Fungi; Ascomycota; Eurotiomycetes; Eurotiales; Aspergillaceae.
AUGACCACCCUCGACGAACUCUCCCAACACCGCAACUGGUUCCGCGGGAGCCCAGACUUCCCCUUCACCCCGCUCGUGGAAGCGUACAUGGCCGAUGAAAUCGAUCUGCCGACAGCCGUAUCCAAAAUCGUGCAGCCGGUGAACGAGGCAUAUUCGUCUGGCGACGUUAGAGAAACCGAAGUCCUCCUCUGGGACCUCUGGUACACCAUCCUCUGGACCGCAAAGAAAACCCCCCGCGUCGAUCCCGCCGACCAAAAACCCCCAGCGGCAGUCCUAGACCCCUCCACCCCCUCUAAAGGCCACACAAAACUCCUCUCCCUCCUCGAAACUAUAAAGACACAACCAGACCCCCCGUUUCCGUCAAACAUCGACCAGAAAACCAAAGAUAACUGGAUCUACGAAGAUGGCGAGCUCUGGUCUGUACUUAGUAUAUUCGGGCCCGCGACGAGGGAGGUACUGAAUGAUUCGCCCGGUGCGGGGAGCGGGUACAAGGAUCUUGAGAUUGCAGGGUGGGAGAAUCUGAAUGCGUUUUUGGCGCAUGUGACGAGGCGGGAUAUUGCCGAUAUGGGGCGGGUUGGGAUCUUUGAGCUGCGGCAUGCACUGGAGCAGAGGCAUAAGGAUGAUACUAAAGGGGAUGUUCCUGUGAAGGAGGCGCGGAAGGUGCGGGCGUUUGUCGCGGCGGCGGGGGUGUGGGUGAUUAUUAUGGGGGAGGAGUUGUGGGCGAGGAAGGGGGAGAAGAAGAGUGAGAAGGAGGGGGCUGAGUCUGGGGUACGGGCGAAGGGGGAUGUUAUCACAAAGGAACGGUGGAAGUUGUGGAUUGAGAAAUUCGAGUUUUUGAGUUGUAGGGAGGAUUUGGAUAUUGAUACCCGGGAGUUGGCGGCGCAGGGGGCUGCUAUUUUGAUGCGUGUGCAUACUUAA